CCUCUCUGUCGUCUGUUCUCCCCAGGUUGCCCUGAGUCAGGACGACCUAACAGUCCUGUUGAGGAUCCUGAUGGAGAACAUUGGAGAAGCCAGCGGUCUGCAGCCAGACCAACACACCAGCCCCGACACGACAGCCCUGAAACACAAGACUACGCUGAUGCUCAAAACAGACUACCCCAAAGAUGGCGUUGAGAACAUGGUGGAACUUCCAGAACAACCGGUCGAAGAGGAACCCCUGGAAACCAUGAAGUUUAUCUUCAACAUAGAGUCCCUGGGACUGGUCCUGUACAGCAAUGACCCUAAACAGGUGUCAGCAGUGUCUCAACACCAGGAGAGGCUGUGUCUUGGGGAGUUGACCCUUCACCUGUGAAGGCUUCAGGGAAGAUGUUUAACA
Molecule: messenger RNA, 394 nt
Organism: Salvelinus sp. IW2-2015
Lineage: Eukaryota; Metazoa; Chordata; Actinopteri; Salmoniformes; Salmonidae
Product: intermembrane lipid transfer protein VPS13C-like
Source: RefSeq, a predicted model, not a curated record